Messenger RNA from Linum tenue, 2138 nucleotides. NCBI's taxonomy places the organism in Eukaryota, Viridiplantae, Streptophyta, Magnoliopsida, Malpighiales, Linaceae. The record is from the annotation of a GenBank genome assembly.
GCCAACUUUCCAAAGUUCUGGAGGCUACCAAUUUUUGCUAAUACGGCAGUGUUUUGAGUUCCAAUCACAAAAUUAGGUACGGAGCCUCCUCGCCCUCGUCCUUGUCCAGCGGAGGAAGGCGAAUCCUAUUACACCCUCCAACUCCACCGUAGGGCAGCCGCCUCCUCUCCGUCGAGCUGAUUUCGUUCACCAGUUCCUACGUCCUGUGUUCGUUCUACCUUCUUCUUCGUCCAGAUUGACGCUACCUUGCUUGAAUUGGCUUUGUAGAUUACCUGAUCGCCGGCGGUGAGCCUUGUCAUCUUAUUUCCUUCCAUUCCAGCCCUUUCAAUAUAAAUAUUUUGAUUCUUGACCGUGCAUGGUGAUGGGUUACAGCCCUUCCGUAAUUUGGUUGGAAACAUAUGGCUCUUCGCACUCGACCAAAUCCAACCCUUUCCCAACCGUGCGUACCGGUCCGGGCUCCGUCUCUUUCCCGGCGGCGGUUUCCUCCGUCUUCCAUCUCACUCGUUCCUGGGAAUCAACCCAAACCGUGCGGUUCGCUGAAAUCCUCGGCGACCGACGGAUUAAUACGCUUGCCGUGUAAACCCUUGUCGAAAGGCAAGCUCGGUGGAUGGGAAUUCGAGGCCAAGCAAUCGAGCGCCUCCACGUCCCCUGUUUGCUUGCUGGCUCCAAAGGACAAGCCUGGAAGAGGCGGUAAUCAGGGAUUGCCAUGGGAGUCCUUUGGCGAAGCUACAGAGAAUUUUAAAGGAAAGUCAAUAGAAGAGAUGUUAAGGGAGCAAAUGAGGAACACGGAGUCCAAUGCUGGAGGAGGGAGUGGCAAAAGGAAACCUCCAGGUGGUGGUGGUGGUGGUAGAGGUAGACGGGGUGGUGGUGGUUCUGGAGAUCGAGAAGAGGGUGGGGCGUCUUCAUUUGGAGUUUCGGAUGAAACUCUGCAAGUGAUCUUAGCUACCAUUGGUUUUCUCUUUGUGUACUUUUAUGUGAUCAAUGGGGUGGAGAUGACUCGUCUAGCUAAAGACUACAUUAAGUUCCUGUGGACGGGGAGUAAAAGCGUGCGAUUGAGGAAAGCCAUGGAGAAGUGGGGGAGUUUCCUGCAGCCGCUGCUUGACAAGAAAGAGUUGCUCAAAUGUGGAUUAGAAAGAAAGAUUGCCGAUGCUGCAAGAAGUUGGUUCGAUGGCCCGACGAAGUACAGGCACAUAUUGAGGUCGUACCUCACAUCAAAUACUGGCCAGUAGCCUACCCCCUUUCCUUCGUAGUGCACUGUAGAAACAUAUUAGACCAACGCCCUGGAACGGUCGUUUUUUUUCUUUCUUCUUUCUAUCUCAGAUUGUAGGUUGCUUUAGUCGACAUUCGACAACACUUUUCUGUAUGCCGUAUACAACUGUUGGAGGCAUGUCUUUUUGGACUGGUGACAUAUGUGUUUCAUGACCAACCAAUAAUCCUUGCAGAGUAGGUUCCCUGCUUGAGGAAAUCCAGCCUUGCUAGUUGUGGCGAUAUGAAGGUAGAAGGAGACUAAUGGAAUUGGAUGAUUGAGCUUCAAAUGUAAGACAAUGAGACACUGAAACAAGGGGGUUGGCCUAAACUGAAGUGCAGCUCGUUUCACUAAAUGGAAACUCCCAGAUUUCACAGAACAAUCUAUUACAUGCGCUGCCCUGUGUAUGUAUGUUGAUAGCAUUCCUCUAAAGUUCAAAAAAGACUUUUUCCUCCUGAAAGAAUAUGCUAGUUUAUAUUGUAGUAUGAGAAUCCUGCUUGCAGUAAGAAAGGAACAAGAAAUAAGUACACUGGUUGGAGAUGAAAAAAGACAUUUUCAAUUGCCAUAGCCAUGCUUCCGUCUCAUUCGUUCCUUGACGAACUCAUCCCUAGCUGUAGUACGAGCCUGUUGAGGAGCGACGUUGAUGUACGAGAGAUGCGCCGCGUAACCCAUGAUCACAGCUGCUCCGACAAACAAGGCCACUGUCACCCCCAGUUUCUUGGCUGCGGAAGGGAAGCAAGUGACCAUUUCCGUGGGUUCUGUUUCUAGACGCUGCAGCUGAAAUAUAGGAGCUGGGACUACUGGGGAAGGGUCGUGAAAAAUUCAGAUCAAGCUUCGGCGUAAAGAAACCACAGCAUGUGUAGUAGUGAAUAGUGAGUGCAGAUCGACCUAC